Microtus ochrogaster (prairie vole) is the source of this 2190-nucleotide messenger RNA. It is a transcript of the gene Pdss2, whose product is annotated as decaprenyl diphosphate synthase subunit 2. Gene Ontology annotation, biological process: isoprenoid biosynthetic process; ubiquinone biosynthetic process. The record is from RefSeq and is a predicted model, not a curated record. Gene Ontology annotation, molecular function: prenyltransferase activity. Gene Ontology annotation, cellular component: transferase complex; mitochondrion. Lineage: Eukaryota; Metazoa; Chordata; Mammalia; Rodentia; Cricetidae.
GGCCUCCAAUAUGGUGUUCUCCGUGUAGCCUGUGACUGUAGCGCUAUUUACCACAGGUGGCCAGUAUAGUUUUGGGAUUGCGGCUGCGGUCCCGCCAGGUUGGUUUGCAGAAGCAGCAAACUUUAGUUCCGGUUACGGCUCCGGAAAGCCACAUUUCUCCGAGAGUCUGGAAUCGCCGUUGAGUUUUAGAAUCUGAAAGUUCCUCCUCAGCCCUUGUUUCCUGUGCCAUCUCUGGACACCUUCCCCAGGUCCCUGACCCUCUCAGAUUCACACUAUGAGCCUUCGGAAGCUGCUGUUGCGCCUGUCCGGUUAUCUCGGGGCGGCUGGUCCCCCACGUCGCCAAUGGUGGUGCUCCGGGACCCCCGACACCAUCUCCUCAGUAGUCUCCAGGCGUGCUCACUCCUCCAGGUCUCCAGCCCAUUGGAACCAGGUGGUGUCAGAGGCAGAAAAGAUCGUGGGCUAUCCCGCUUCCUUCAUGAGCCUGCGCUGCCUGCUGAGUGACGAGCUCAGCAACAUCGCCAUGCAGGUGCGCAAGCUGGUGGGAACUCAGCACCCUCUGCUUACCACUGCCAGGGGCCUUGUGCACGACAGCCGGCAUAACCUCCAGCUGAGGGGCCUGGUGGUACUGCUCAUCUCCAAAGCAGCAGGGCCCAGUGCGGAGAAUUCCUCAUGCCAGAACUACGACAUGGUCAGUGGGAUAUACUCGUGUCAAAGAAGUUUGGCAGAGAUCACAGAACUUAUACACACUGCUCUCCUCGUGCACCGUGGGAUAGUAAAUUUAAGUGAAUUACAGUCUUCUGAUGGACCACUAAAAGACAUGCAGUUUGGAAACAAAAUAGCUAUCCUGAGUGGAGACUUUCUUCUAGCAAAUGCCUGCAAUGGACUAGCUCUUCUACAGAACACCAAGGUUGUGGAACUUUUAGCAAGUGCCCUUAAGGACCUGGUGCAAGGAGUAUACCAGGAAAAUUCUGCUUUGGCCAAGGAACACUCUAUCACAGUUGAUAUUGGAAUGUCUACUUGGAAGGAGCAGACUUUUCUGUCCCAUUGUGCCUUGCUAGCGAAGAGCUGCCAGGCUGCAAUGGAAUUGGCAAAGCACGGUGCUGAGGUCCAGGACAUGGCAUUUCAGUAUGGGAAGCACAUGGCCAUGAGUCACAAGAUAAAUUCUGACCUUCAGCCUUUUAUUAAAGACAAGACCAGUGACUUUAAGACUUUUGACCUAAACUCAGCACCUGUAGUCUUACAUCAGGAGUUUCUUGGAAGAGAUUUGUGGAUUAAGCAGAUUGGUGAGGCUCAAGAAAAAGGAAGAGUAAACUACACCAAGGGCCUGCAAAUCAGGGAGAGCCCUGGUGCCAGCCACGCCCCACUCGGAGGCAGUUGCGAGAAACAAUCAAAGCUGGCAAAGGUGUGACUUCAGCUAUUGACCUGUGUCGUUACCAUGGAAACAAGGCACUGGAGGCCCUGGAGAGCUUUCCUCCCUCAGAGGCCAGAUCGGCUUUAGAAAACAUUGUGUUUGCUGUGACCAGAUUUUCAUGACACCACAUUAAAAAGACACUAUUGUUCCUUAGCUGAAAAACCCAGAGAACAGGGUGGAGAGGAGAGCUUUUGAGAUGAAAUAACUAAUAUGUUAAUGAUUUUUAAAACGUAUGCAAUUUUUUCCUAUUCUUUUACCCCGUUGUUUAAUGAAUCUAUCUUUUUGGAACCACUACAAACAAAACGAGAAGGAAAAAAGGUCACCCAGUUUUCACUUGUCACGCCAAAGCACACUUGAGGCUGCAGCAACAGAAAUAAUUAAUGAGACCCACUCCUGUGACCUCAGCAAAUGGACAGGAAAUAAGUCCUUAUUGAUUGGACCACGCCAGGGAUGGCGCCAGGCCGAUGGCUGUGGUUUUCCUUCUGAAGAAGACAGAGCAAGCUGGAAGCUGCAGGUGUCAAGAGAAACACUGGGUGCCAGCCAGCAUGGACACAUCAAAACCUGAUGACCCGUCCGUUGUAGUGGAGACUCGUUCUUCUAUAAGUUAAGAAAAAUGGGCGUUGCUUGAUGUCUCGGAAUCAUGUCUGUGUGGCUAUAUCAUGAGAGGCCUGUGCAUCUCAGUUUUUAUCAUAUUUGGGAGAGGUGGGGAAAAUGUUCUUAAGUUGCCAAAUUCUUGAAGUUGGAGAUUAAAGUUUUACCAGGUGUUGAUUCAAUUGUUA